AUGAAGACCACUUCCAACACCGCGCUUCUCUGUGCGUUUAGCAUCAGCCAUCUUCGACCGAGCACCAUGUCGCAACCAACACCUCAGACGUACACGUACAAGACGUUCGUCAACACGGACGGCUCCACGACCCCCAUCCCAGUCGACGUCUACCUCCCCGAAUCCACGUCGAGCGCACCGCUCACGCCGCUCAUCUGGGUGCACACCGGCGGCUUUCUGCAGGGCACGCGCAAGUUCGUUCCGCCGCACCUGCUGCGUGCGCUCUCGCGCCACGGGCUUGCGCUGAUCGCGCCCGACUUUCGUCUGUGUCCGCAGGUGUCGAUUCGCGAGGUGCUCGAGGAUGUCUCCGACUGCAUCGUCUGGACGCUCGACCCGGCCUCGCGCGCCGCGUCGGGCUGCGACUCGGCGCGCAUCUCGAGCGAGCGCUACAUUCUUGGCGGCAGCAGUGCCGGUGGCUGGCCUGCUCUCCUCCUCGGCCUCUCGCUGCACCAACAUGCCACCCGCAUCCCGCGCCCACCUGCGGCAGUCUUCGCCAUCUAUGCCAUCACCACCGUGACGCCCGAGCUGGCGCCGUUCUUCUACGAGCCUCUGCGCCCGCUGCCCUGGGCAGCCGACGGCAAGCUCAUCGAAGAAUCCCCUCUCAAGGCCGAGGGCCAUCUCACAAAGUGUCUCGAUGCGAGUCACGGUGUGGUGGACGCGAGCGGGGUGAAGGUGAGGACGGACGCUCCGCCUGCGGCCAACCCGGUGCGCGCGGCGCUGUACAACUUUGCGCGCCAGGAGGGCUCGUACGCCAGCCUCAUCCUGCAGAGCCCCGAGGAAGCCAGCGAGGUAUGCACGCCGAGCUUGAUCGAGAAGAAGGUCAAGACACCAGGCCCGCCCGUGCUCAUCGCGUACGGAGACUCGGAUCCCAAGGUACCGCAUUCGCAGUCGCUGCAUGUUGUCCAGGCACUCGAGCGUGCUGGCUACACGCAGCCAGGCUCGCUCCGUGUGAUUGCCGUCGAGGGCGCGGACCACUUGUUCGACAUGGAGCCGCACGUUGAAGUGGACGAUAUGUGGGAGUGGCUCUCGCAGUUCUUGUAA
Messenger RNA from Moesziomyces antarcticus, 1080 nucleotides. RefSeq names its product polyketide synthase. The record is from RefSeq and is a predicted model, not a curated record. The coding region runs from base 1 to 1080 and encodes 359 amino acids. The transcript has a single exon. Lineage: Eukaryota; Fungi; Basidiomycota; Ustilaginomycetes; Ustilaginales; Ustilaginaceae.